This is a messenger RNA of Eurytemora carolleeae, 5232 nucleotides long. RefSeq lists its product as uncharacterized. Lineage: Eukaryota; Metazoa; Arthropoda; Copepoda; Calanoida; Temoridae. The record is from RefSeq and is a predicted model, not a curated record. Gene Ontology annotation, biological process: signal transduction. Gene Ontology annotation, molecular function: GTPase activator activity. The transcript has 21 exons. The coding region runs from base 414 to 4724 and encodes 1436 amino acids.
CAUCGCAACCAUUCUCAGUCUCACUCCUCACUCCUCAGUUAGGUUGAGACCGUCUUUGUGAAACCACAUAUACGCACUUGUAUUAAUCGUGAUCAAAGUACGCAUACUUCACAGAUAUGCUGGAGUUUUUUAUAAAUAAAUAAUAGUGUAAACUUACAUUUAAUCCUACUCAAUAUAAUAUUGGUGAACUGUGUUAAUUAUUUACGUGAAAAAACAGUGAGUGAAGUAUUCACCUGUGUUAUACCCAGUGUCCAGGGGCAGACCUAUCCUAAAACCAGUUCUACAGGAUCCAUAAUGCGUCUGCUGUGUGCACUGCAGACAGAUAAAUCUGCUAAUAAGAUGACUAUAAAUCCGCAAUUUCUGUGACGUCACCAGCUGUUCUAGUGACGUCAGAUCUCCCGGAUGUCGGCAAGAUGUUCCAAAAGCACUCGAUUAUGUCGAUGAAGAAGAAGUCCAAGUCUCUGGGACAUCUUACAGCUCUUAAUUCACACCCUGGGUCUCCACAGAUAGAAACUAAGGCGAAGACCAAUGGACAUUUGAAUAUGAUUGCUAGAGAGCCCCCUGGUGGAGGAAGAUCAAGAAUGGACUCUGUUCAACCGACAGCUGCAAAGUACAUGAAAAGGUUUCUGUCGCCAGUCUCUCACGAGAGAGAGUACAUGAGGGCCCCAGAGUAUAUAUCAAGUCCUAUAGGAUCUAGUAAUAUAGAAAACAAUAAACUUGAUAAGCAGCUUCAGACCAGUAAAAAAACUACACCAAAGAAACUGAAGGGAGUAAUGAAGAAUAAAGGUGGGGGCGGAGGAGGUGGAGGAGGAGCAAUUCCUAAUCCAGUAGCGAUGGGACGAGCAUUAAUCGCGCGGAAUUUUACUCCGCAAAAGAGUAAUAGCUUCGGAAACAGAUCGAGCGAAGGAAUUUCCGAUAUUUUCGGCGGGAAAGAAAACGGAAUAAUUCCGUCGAAACAUCGGGUCUUCAUCAUGGACACUCAAGUCAAAUAUACAAUCGGCGUACAGAUGCAAGAGCGAAACCUGUUCCUGUUUAAUGAUCUGUUAUUAAUAGCAAAGGAAAGAUCGUCUUCACAUUUUAAACUUAAAGAUCAGGUACCUCUGUGCGAUGUCUGGAUGUCAACUUGUAUACCUGAUGUGUCCGAGGUCACUCUGGACUCGACUACCUCCUUCGUCGUCGGUUGGCCGAUAACCAAUGCAGUUUUAACCUUCAGUUCUCAGGCUGAGCGUGACCUAUGGUGGAGUAAGCUAGCCCAGUUGACAAGCCUAGAAAGGGAGCAUAGUCCUGCUGGGGCUAGCAUCAAUAUCACAUACUUCGAUAAUUCAACCAACUUUGAGCAUUUAAAAUCAAUCUACGUGGCAAUCACAGAUACAUCAAGAGACUGUAUAGAGAAGGCAUUAUCUAGUCUACCCCUCGCGGAUUCAAGGGAUACGGGUCAAACAGAGCAGUCGGGAGAGAACCGAAUGGAAAGCGGCGACCUAAACGGUAGUGCUCCACGGUCCAGAGAUCCGGCAGAAUACCAACUUUGGGUUAAAACUAAGUUGGAUGAAUCUCCCUAUCCGUUAAUAGGUCAUGAAAUUCCUCUUGUGAUAAAGCUGAACUGGAUGAGACAAUCGUUUAACAACAAAAAUCAGAAAACCUAUGAUGAAUAUAGACAGGGAUGUAGAUGUUCCUUUAUACUCAGAAGAGUUGGCCAGGUCUCUAAUUUCAACGAGGUUGGAUCUCAAAAGAAAAAAUUAAAAAAGGUGAAAAGUAGUAUUCGGCUCCAGAAUGUAUUUCGCCGUGUGAGCCAAGGGGCGAAGGGUAACGACUCUGUUGACGGCGGAGCCCCGGCGGAGGAGAAGAAGGUCGGGAAACUGUUUGGUCGGAGAUUGGAGGAUAUCUGCCGGGUAGAAGGAGAGGUCGUCAUUCUUCCGCCUCCAGUUCUCUGUAUGCUACGACAGCUGGAGAAGACAGGACCCUGUACAGUUGGAAUCUUCAGAAGAGGUCCUAAUGUCAGAACUAUGCGAGACCUGAGAGAUAAAUUAGACUGUGGUGACCACGUGGACUGGGAGGAAAUAUCUGUAUUCGUGACCGCGGCAUUGCUCAAGGAUUUCCUUCGUUCUUUGCCAGACUGUGUUUUACAAUGUGAGCAGUACACAGCUUGGAGUACUGCAUUUUCCUCAAAUAGUCUAGAUAGUAUUAAAAGGUAUUUAGCUGAUCUGCCAGCGGUCAACAGGUUCCUACUUCACAAUAUUCUUUUUAUCCUUCAUAGAACAGCAGAAAACAGCCAGGAGAAUAUGAUGACAUGUUCUAAUUUAUCUAUUUGUGUUGGACCCUCUUUGCUUUGGAGCACUGAUCCAUCCUAUAUGCUGCAACAAUCUUAUACAAAGGAGGUGUCAGGUCUGGUCCAAAUGCUGAUAGAGAACUUCAGUAGUUUGUUCUCCAGCUGUCCCACCCUGCUGGGGGAGGAACCAAUGGAUACUGCCCCGCCUCCUUCUCAUGUACAAGGACAAUCUCAUGUACAACCUACUGUACAGCAUCAUGAUAAACCAGAGCUUAAACAUAACAUAAAGCAGAAAGGCGGGAUGUUUGAUCACUCCAGUCUGGACAGCCUGCUGGACCCGCCCUACCCUGAGGACGACCUGGCAAGACAGAGUGGUACCGAGGGCGUGUCCCUCACCAACCUCAGCCAUGACUCCGGCCUCACAACCUCCGACAGCCAGCUUUACGCUUUCGAGGAGGCCGAGAAUAAUUCAUUUUCGUCCGACGAUUUCUGCAUUGAGACGAUCACUUCGAACGAGAACACGGUUCACGCCAUCGUGAACAAGAAGUUUUUAUCCAGGUACCAGAACUCAUACAUAGAGGGAGGAGAGUACCAGGAGCAAGAAAACCAUUCUCCGGCACGGAGGAAACUCAAUCAGAGAAAUCAAAAGCACCGAGAUCGGAUGCACAGAAGGAUUCACAGGAACUCCGAGUACUCUAAUAGUUUCAGUAUCAAGAGUGAACCAACAGAAUCUGCAGCUUAUAAUUACGAGGUUAGAACCAUGAGUGUCAACUAUCCUCUCCGACGAACCGCGAGCGAAGAGAGUGUUCAAAGAUCAUCGAAUUUUGAGAUUGUUCAAGUGAAUAACAAUAACCGGAGAAAGCGUCCUGUGAUGCACAGGAAGGGUAGAGCUCCGAACCCUCCCAAAGGAUCGAAAACCUCUCCAUCCAUCAUUCGUUCCAACUCAGUAAACCAGGUUCGACACUGGGAGCAGAACAACGACUGGUACAGGUCAAAGAGUACGACCAGACUCCACUCUGAGGACUCCGAAGACUCCUGUUCCACGCUCUCUGACGAGGACUCCACACCUCACGUCUCCCGGUCCAACUCCUACGGAAGGUCGGAGGAGAACAGCUUCGCCAACCCUGAUGAGUCGUUCAACAAGAACGAGGAGGAUACGACCUACGAUAUCUACCUUCACGAGGAGAGAAAUCUCAAUAUCUCAACCAACCUCCAGGAUGCAUUCCACAACAACGCCGCCAGGAAAACUAACCGAGAGUUUGAUAGUUUCAGUUGUGAGACACCUCCUGGAUACGAGGAAUCCAUUUAUAGACAACGUUUGCUCAAGCUCCAGGGCAGACCUAGCUCUCGUCCUAACUCCUACAUCUCCUCUUCUCCCUCCAAACUACCGGAGAAGGUUGUGGAGAAGCAGGUUGAACUAAGUGCAAAGGCUAAAGCUGUUUUCGAGGACAGUUUACGCCAGUAUGAAGUUACUAAAGAAGCCCCACCUCCCAUCCCACCAAAAACUGAUCGCCCUCCUCUUCCUCCUAAGCAGCGAUCUCGACGAUCUACAGAGCAUGAAAGCUCAGACGAUCAAACCUACGUGAAUAGUCUUGAGCUACGACAAAACAGAAACAAGACAAGAUUAAACAUUACGUCUCCUGUUUCCACUCCGGUUCAAUCCAACAGACAAUCCUCUUCGGAGGAACGUGAGAGCUCUGAAUUUGUUUACGGUUCAUAUUUCAGUGCUAGGGGUAGUACUAAAGUAAGUGUGCCUGUUAUACAUGAAAGUGAAUUCCCUCCGGCACUUCCACACAAGGAAGUUAAAACUCCGGAACGAAGUGAGUCCAAUAUGAAAAAGCGUCAAGUGACCUCGACAAAGAUUGUGUCAACGACGAAAAUGAUGAAAAGUGUUGAAACACAAACGGACGAGAGUGAUUUUGUUAUUUUGUACCCGGACGAGAGAGGGGACGACGAUAGCUUUAACCAUACUGACUCUGAGUAUAGUCCUGAGUCUAACCGCUCUAUAUCCCCUGAUUAUAUGGGUCCAGUACAGGACUAUAGGGAGACAUAUCUAAGAUCUCAGGACCAGUCGGAGUUUUAUCUCGACUCAAAUCCAAUCUUUGAACGACCGGUCUCGGCGCAAAGUGUAAAACUGCGCCAGGCCGGUCGCCGGAAGCUCGAGCCGGUCCAAUCCGUGCCGGUACGGAGUCCGGCCGAUCCAGUGAUUGCCGGAGAAAUAAACUGGAGUGUAUCCCAACUCCGAACCUUGUUUAACCAAGGACUCCAGGCUCAAUCUAGCCUAGACUCCAACCCUGAUCAAUACAGAUCUAACAGACAAUCCAUGAUUGAACCAAGACGGAUGAAUUAUCAUAAUAUUUCCGCCAAUUAUUCUAAUAUUUACGGAACGGAUAAUCAGUCGAAUCUCUACUCGACUGAUAAUCAGCACACGGAUUCAGAUCAAGAAUCCUAUGUGUAACUGAAAUAAUCAAAAUUUAAAUUGUGAUGUAAAGCAAAUACUUUAUCCUUGAAUGGCGCUGGUGCAAAAUCCGCGAAAUAUUUUUACAAAAUGCAAAUUCAGAUAUUUUCUAACCCAUGACCGUUGAGGGCUGUUUUUAGCCAUCUAUUUGUCUAAAUUAUUUUGAGUGAUAAAAAGCUAGUCAAUCCCAGUGCUCUACUUUAUAAUCAUGUUUUCCACUCCGCAGUGCUUUUUAAUUGUAGAAUAAGUGCUUUGUUUCUAAAAUAAGUAUUUCAAAUUUUUCAUGCAUUAAAUUUCCGGCAUUUAUCAAUUUACAAUUUCUAAAGAAUGUGAUGCAAAGUACAGUAAAUGAUAUGUUUUUGAUGCAUUUAAAAAAAUAUAUUUUACAGUUUAUUUUUUACUUGAUAUACUCCUGAUUCAGCUAUGAAAGUGUCUCAGCUUACACUCCUGUGAAAGAAAUGAUGAAUACUCAAAAUUAUUUGUUAUAAAUAUAUAUUAUUAAGAAUCA